This is a messenger RNA of Meloidogyne enterolobii, 356 nucleotides long. The record is from the annotation of a GenBank genome assembly. Lineage: Eukaryota; Metazoa; Nematoda; Chromadorea; Rhabditida; Meloidogynidae.
UUAUGCUCUUCUUCACAUUUGUUCUUCCUGUUCUUUUUGUAAUAUAUUGUUACAUUCGAAUUUUACGAACCCUAAACGAAGCAACUUUUAAUUCAUUCCAUUUAAAUGCUGGAAGUUCUCUAGUCCGUAAACACACAAGCAGUUCACAUACUAACAGCACAUUACUUAAUGCUUUAACAGAAGAGAAUUUGCCUUCUACUAGCAAUAAUUCUAAUAGCAAUACAGCUGGAAAUAAUUCUGAUUUGAAUGCUAGAGACUCUUUUACAAGAAGUUCUUUACGCAGUCAGAGGGCUCACAAGACAGUUAUGAAGAUGUUGAGUGAGUUGACAGUAUAUGUAGAGGUAGGACCGAGAUGA